Triticum dicoccoides is the source of this 1334-nucleotide messenger RNA. RefSeq lists its product as uncharacterized. The record is from RefSeq and is a predicted model, not a curated record. The transcript is spliced from 2 exons. NCBI's taxonomy places the organism in Eukaryota, Viridiplantae, Streptophyta, Magnoliopsida, Poales, Poaceae. Bases 498 to 1115 code for a protein of 205 amino acids.
UUUCCCGACCGGCCCUAUACCCCAACCACAAACUGCCUUCUCCGUCUUCAACCUGCACCGUAAUCCUUUCGUCACUGGAUCUCGACUGCCGCAGACCUCCUCCCGCUGACCCUCCGCCACCGCAGGCCUCCUCCCGCUGACCCUCCGUCACUGCAGGCCUCCUCCCGCGUCCCCUCCACCUACCUCCUACCACAUCCCCGCCGCCCACCACACCGAUGCGCGUCCCGCUGGAUUCACCCGAUCCAGUGCCGCCACCAUCAACCCCAACAGUCGCCGCCGCCAUCAACCCCGUCAGCCGCCGCCACCAUCCACCACACUAGUCGCCACACUGCCAUCCUCCCCACUCGCCAUCUCCCCCAACAACCCCGAGCAGCCGCUGCCAACCAACUUCCCAACAAAUAGGCACCAGUCGUCGAUGCGAGCAGUCCCGUGCGCUGCCGCAAAGGGCCCAUGCCCCCAGGCCCCCGUCGUCGGCAAGGCCGCACGCCCCUGAUCCCAUGAUCUCACAUUGCCCCGCGUCUGGCCAGCACGCUGCCCCUCAUCGGCGCACCUCCCACUCACCUGGACGGCUUCCCCUCCUCUGCUUGAACUUCUUCUCCAACCUCCACCUCGCCAGCCUGAUAUUCCUCUAUGAAGCCCGGCAGGAGGCGUGCUCUUUCUGUUACUAUUCUUCUUCACAAAAGGUUGACUUGCCUUGUAGACUCUGCAAACCACCAUUUUCUGUAGUAGUUAGUAUGUUUGAGCCCAAUGUGUUGAUUUUUAGGGGUCCAAAUGUGUCUACCACUCCACCUGCCGCAUGUGUGCGCAAACCGUCAGCCAACUCUGACCUCCUGCUCCUCUCUUCAACUUCAUAUUUAAUCCUAUCCAAGUAUGCGUGUGCGCAGCUAAAGUUCGACUAUGAACAGGAGAGCCGGAGAGGUGAGGGUCAGCCUCACAGAGGACUGCGGGUCGCCUUUGAUGCUCCGCACAGACUUGAGGCAGUGUCGCCAAACCCCGUCGGAUUGCACGUCCACCCGAGCUCCAUGUCCAGCUGGGUCGGAUGCAAGGACGCAAGGUCCAAUCUGACCUCUUUUGUUUCUUUGAAACAAGCACGGAGAAGCAUCAGAAGUUUCUAAGUUCAGAAUUACGACCUAAAGAUGUAUACAAGUAUGUUAAACGGAUAAUUACAUCGGAAGAAAGAAGGGGCCGCCUAGGCCAUUCCACCGAGGACAGAAGGACAAAAGGUGAGAAAUUGUUGCUAGGCACCUACAUAGUUUGUACUGUACAUCACGUUUGUAAAAUAAAAAAGAAAUAAAUAUGACUCUUUUAGAGCUCUCUUGGCACUCAAUACAAGU